AUGCAGAAUGUCCCUGUCCUGACCAAGCAGAAAUCAAAAGCUUCAACGAGUCAGUCUUCAGCUGGGCUACCUCUCCCCCUGGACCAAAUUGCCCUCAAUGACAGGGACAACCCAUCGUCUAACCCAGAACUACCCACCGUCAGUAGUGUUCCAUUUGAAACCAUAAGUGAGGCUGAGAAUGCUCCCCUACAUUGUACUGGUGUACAUGGAGAGCUGAAGCACAGUGUGUUCAGGAAGCUAAAGUCAGAUAUUGACCCAAAUGAUGAGGAGUCUUGCGUGUCACCUCAAAAUCUGAAGAGAGAUACAACAAAGUGUACCACGGUACUCAGUGACGAGUCUCAAAAUCUCACCCCACUUGAAACUGAAUGUGAUGAGAAAUGCAGCAAAGAAGAACCAACUGAAUGUAUUGCAGAGGAACAAAGUCCUCCAAGAUCUCAGAAACCGUCUGCCAGACCCCCAUUGUCCGAGGUAUUGGUUGAACCCUCGUUGGUUAAAUUCAAAACGGGCCUCAACCCGUUUGCAAAACUCAAUCCCCAGUCAGCCUCUUCUCCUGUCGUAUCUCACUCACCUGCACCAAGUUUGGCGAAUGAGCCAGGGCCGUCUGUGCGGAAGACGGGGUUGAGUCUCAAGAUUCGAAAACGAAUCUCUUGCAGCAAUAUUCCACUGUUAAGGCUUUCACUGGCAGAUUUGGAAGGGGCAUCUGUUUGUGACAAUAGUGGAGCAGUAGUAAGUGAUAGUGAAAUCAACGAGACAUGUGUUGCAAAGUCAUGUGAUGCAACGAAGGAGAGCGCGGAUUUGCAACCAACUGAUUUUAGCUUUUCACUCUUUGAUGACGUACUAGACCAAUCGUCAUGUGACGUACCAUCAAAACCACACGAUUUCACUACUAGGUCACAUGAUCUUUUCGACCAAUCUCACGAUUCGUUUGAUGAACUCCUUCGACAAGCGAGCAACAGCUCAUUACGUAACCCCAACGACACCAAUGAAGUCACCACCUCUGACAGUUCGUUGGGUCUCAGGAAUGACAUCACCAGGGGAUCACAUGAUCUGAGUCGGCAUCUCGUUCUGGAGGUAGUGGUGCAGGAGUGGGAUGGAGGAGGGGGAGGAGGGAGGGCCAGACCAGAGCUCAUGCUACGACUGCUGGACCAGUCCACACUGAAAGAGUCUGUGGUCCAUCUCAGAGAUGAAUGUCCCACCAUCCAUCUUCUCUCGCUGCUGCACACUGGACUGCAAAUCCAGGAUUUUCACAAAACCACACACACUUCUACUCCAGAGAGGACUCUUGCGCCCGUCGAGUUAUCUCAGUGUCUUCCUCACACCCUCCGAUACCGUCACCUCCUCCCCACACAGCGGAGGUCCUCUCUCCCAGCCAGGCUGGUGGAGCUGUCGUCUUCUAGUGAUAGAGAUCCCAACCCCUCCAUGUACAUCAGGUCCUACUCUGGCUCUCAGUCCAACCACUGGGACAGGAAUGAGCACGCUUCACAGGAUACACGUUCACUGGUUGGAGCUAACCGAGCAUCUCCGCCUUCAUCUCGUGUUGUUUAUGGCUGUACUGGAGAUAGUUGUACCAGAAGCAGCUGCACUUCACUAAACAACUCCCCUCGGACUCAGAAAAAUAGACUCUCAACAAGUGAACACGCUGGAGGGAGAGCUGAUGGUGACAGUAUAAGCAGGAAACCAUUGGGGAAUGAGGAGAAAAACCUCAGACAAAAACGGCUUUGGUUAGUGAAAGAUAACACAACUUCUAAGUAUAGCAACACAGCUUUCGUUACCCCAGACCCACUGGUGGACUGCAGCAGUCGCUACCGUCACCGCCUCCUAAAAAUGGCAGCUCUCAUGUCUCAGACUCUCUGUCAUGAACACUCCAGGAGGAGACGCAAGAGACAACAUUAUACAUAACUGUGUCAAUAAAUUGCACACUUAGCUAUUAUACAAAAAAACUUGGCCAAGGCUACUGUUUUUAAAAUUUUUACUAUAAUACCAGGGUGUGUAAAGAGACCAAAUGAGUGUGCACGUGCAGAGUCUUAGGCAUUUUUCAUACACAUACUUGCCAUUACUGACAUUAAUUGUCUCGUGAUACUUUACUGUACAUAUAAUUCCAAUUUCUCAAAGUUGAUAUCUUCAUCAUUUCGAGCUUGGUCAGCACACAGCCUUAUCUCGAUGUCAUCACGUGUUGGGGGAGAUAUCUCUUUCCUGAACCAUGGUGGAGAGUUCCAGUCACAGCAGGUGUUGUACUCUCCACAUCCAGCACCAUCCCAGAGAGGAUCAUCUCUAAAAAAGGUAAACUCGAAACGGUUUGGAUUCCCA
Geodia barretti is the source of this 2307-nucleotide messenger RNA. The record is from the annotation of a GenBank genome assembly. NCBI's taxonomy places the organism in Eukaryota, Metazoa, Porifera, Demospongiae, Tetractinellida, Geodiidae.